AUGACAAAAUUCCGACCCUGCAUUGAUCUUCACUCCGGCCAAGUGAAGCAAAUAGUAGGCGGCACAUUGACCACCGUGGAUAGUGAAUUAAAGACAAACUAUGUGUCGAAGCUUCCCGCAAGUCACUAUGCAAAUUUAUACAGACAACAUGACCUCCGUGGCGGCCAUGUUGUUAUGCUCGGCCCUGGGAAUACGGGUGCUGCUAAGGAGGCAUUGAAGGCGUGGCCUGGUGGGUUGCAGGUUGCUGGUGGUAUUACGGACGAGAAUGCGUUGUAUUGGAUUGAGCAGGGGGCUGAGAAGGUUAUAAUCACAUCCUUCCUCUUCCCCGAGGGUAAAUUCUCCCUCGACAGACUCAAAUCAGUUCUCUCAGCAUUAGGAAACGACACAUCGAAACUGGUCCUCGACCUCAGCUGUCGCAAAAAGGAUAACACAUGGUACGUCGCCAUGAACCGGUGGCAGACCAUCACGGAAAUGGAAAUAACACAAGAGUCAAUAUCAAUGCUAGAACCAUACUGCUCCGAAUUCCUCAUCCACGCCGCCGACGUGGAGGGUCUGCAACAGGGUGUCGACGAAGAGCUAGUCUCAAAACUUGCCGAAUGGUGUUCGAUACCUGUCACAUAUGCCGGCGGAGCGAGACAUUUGCAGGAUCUUGAGAAGGUGCAUGUGACUAGUGGGGGGAAAGUUGACCUUACUAUUGGGAGUGCAUUGGAUAUAUUUGGGGGAUCGGGUGUGACGUUUGAUGAAUGUAUAGGGUGGAAUAAGAGUCAUUAG
This is a messenger RNA of Talaromyces stipitatus ATCC 10500, 771 nucleotides long. RefSeq names its product 5-proFAR isomerase His6, putative. Lineage: Eukaryota; Fungi; Ascomycota; Eurotiomycetes; Eurotiales; Trichocomaceae. Gene Ontology annotation, cellular component: cytoplasm. The coding region runs from base 1 to 771 and encodes 256 amino acids. Gene Ontology annotation, molecular function: 1-(5-phosphoribosyl)-5-[(5-phosphoribosylamino)methylideneamino]imidazole-4-carboxamide isomerase activity. The transcript is spliced from 3 exons. The record is from RefSeq and is a predicted model, not a curated record. Gene Ontology annotation, biological process: L-tryptophan biosynthetic process; L-histidine biosynthetic process.